UCCCAGGGGGCACCGCCCCCGGAGCGGGUGGGGCUGGUGACGUCAGGCGCAAGCGCAGUGGUGCUUCUUUUGGCCGAGCGCAGCGAGGAUGAGGCUGCUGUUAAUCGGUGUGUGUGCCGUGCUCCUCGCUGCCGCGGGGGCUGAGGAGGGAGCCAGGAUUCUGUCCUCCAAGUCCCUCCUGAACAAAUACGCAGUGGAGGGACGGGACCUGACGCUGCAGUACAACGUGUACAAUGUGGGCUCCAGUGCGGCGCUGGAGGUGGAACUCAGCGAUGACUCCUUCCCACCUGAGGACUUUGGAAUUGUGUCAGGAAUGCUGACCGUGAAGUGGGACCGGAUAGCUCCGGCCAGUAACGUCACCCACACUGUGGUGCUGCGACCACUGAAGGCCGGAUACUUCAACUUCACCUCUGCCACCGUCUCUUACCUGGCCCAGGAAGGGGGGCCCGUGGUGGUGGGGUACACCAGCGCCCCUGGACAGGGUGGCAUCCUGGCUCAGCGAGAGUUUGAUCGUCGCUUCUCCCCUCAUUACUUGGACUGGGCGGCCUUUGGAGUGAUGACCCUUCCAUCUAUCGGCAUCCCUCUGCUUCUCUGGUACUCAAGCAAGAGGAAGUACGACACGCCCAAGUCCAAGAAGAACUGAGGCGACUGGAUCAUUAGCAGAGCUCGUGACCCUGUUGUACACCGGAGCUGUGAUAGGCUUGAUGCGCUGAGUGUGUACGUGUGCAUGCACACGUGUGGUUCUGUCUGUGCACACACAAGUCUGUGUGAACGUGUCGAAUGGCGAGUGGCAUGUUACUGCAGGACCAACAUAAACAAUGCCAGAGGGUGGUUUCUGGUUUUGCAGUUGAUCAUCAUGCUCUGUUGGUACAACACGGUUACGAAUAGUUCAUUGUAUAAUUCAGUUUUUUUGUAAUAAAAUCACUUGAAAAUGAAA
Messenger RNA from Amblyraja radiata (thorny skate), 937 nucleotides. It is a transcript of the gene ssr2, whose product is annotated as signal sequence receptor, beta. Lineage: Eukaryota; Metazoa; Chordata; Chondrichthyes; Rajiformes; Rajidae. The coding region runs from base 89 to 643 and encodes 184 amino acids. The transcript has 6 exons. The record is from RefSeq and is a predicted model, not a curated record. Gene Ontology annotation, cellular component: endoplasmic reticulum; membrane.